Messenger RNA from Maniola jurtina (meadow brown), 2223 nucleotides. RefSeq names its product cell wall protein PRY3-like. The record is from RefSeq and is a predicted model, not a curated record. Bases 247 to 2223 code for a protein of 658 amino acids. The transcript is spliced from 9 exons. Lineage: Eukaryota; Metazoa; Arthropoda; Insecta; Lepidoptera; Nymphalidae.
CGAGGAAUAUUCGAAAACCGAGAACAGAAAUUCUUUGCUUGCUCUGAAUAUUAAUUGCUCUAAAUCGCAUGUGAAUCGUUUAAUUUUGUUUUGCAUGUAAUCACUUUUUUCAGACAAAGAGGCAUUUUUGAGUAAGUAGACCAAAUUGUGGCCAAAAUCCCGAAAUCUUAACCAACUAGAAUAUCGUCACUAACUGAAAACAUAUUUUGAUCCCUGGAACUUUAUUUGAAACAUUUUGUUAGAUAAAUGUUAAUGAUUAAUAAAAUAUUUGUAGCAUUUAUUUCAUGUAUACUUUGGUGCUGGAUAAAUUUCUCUCAAUGUGAAAUAAUGAAUAAGUAUUGUAGUUUGGGAUUCUGUAAUAACUCCAAGCAACACAUAAUGUGUAAAUUUCAGUCUCCAAGUCCCGCAGGCGACUGUUUAAACUAUGGAAAAUUAAUCAGUAACAGAAAGGAAAAACAGAAUGUCUUAGACAGAAUAAACAAUCGAAGAAAUAAAGUUGCGUCAGGCGAGAUUCGUUCAUUGCCCCCUGCAGAGAAUAUGCUAAAAUUGGAAUGGAGCGACGAAUUAGAAGUCUUUGCGCAAAGGUUGGCAGAUCAGUGUAUGAGCGAUGUCUCUCGUCUAACUGAUUGGUGUCACGAUUUGGAUAACACUUCCGUGGGUCAAGCCAUCGGCACGAUCUAUGGCGAAGCGCCUGGACUAACGGCCCCAACGCUUGUAGAUUUGUGGUACAUGGAAUUGCUCAACAUUAAUGCGACCUACUUGCCUCGAUAUACACCAUCGUCAUUGACUCCUUUGCCGCAUUUGGAUUAUUUUACACAGCUAAUAUGGGCGGAAUCUUCACAGGUUGGCUGUGGAGGUGUCAAAUUUAAGGAAAUAAACAUGGAUUCAAACGAGAAGACAAAUAGGACCGUAUAUAGAUUAAUUUGUAACUUUGCACCAAGUGGUAACAUCAUAGGACAAGCUGUUUACAAUGACGGCGUGCCCUGCUCCCGAUGCCCUUACGGUGGUCAUUGCGAUUCAGAAUACAAAUAUUUAUGCUCUUCAUAUCUGCAUACAACCGUUACGAAGCAUAAUGAUAACAUUCAAUUAACCAAAGAAUAUAAAAAUAAUAUUUCUAAUCGAGUUAAUUUUAAUAACUUCGCUAAAGUACUAACUAAGGAAGCCAAGAGUACUGAAAUAACAGAAAAUUAUAACUUAAAUGAGAAUCGAAAUAUAACAACGCCAGAUUUGAUCGCUGAUAACGACACUAAUUUUGAUAUAUUAUCUCAUUUAUUUGAUGUUACAUCGAUUCAUCCAUCCAAUUUAAAACCAACAACUAUGUCAUGCAAAGAUGUCUUGGCAGUUGACGAGUUUAUAGAGUUAUUGAAAAACAAAUUGAACAGUGAUCAGUCAUUAAAAGAUUUAUUAAUAUCAGCUUCUAAUGCCUCAACUCCAGAUCCUAGUUUUACUGACAUAACUGUGGCUGCCAUUAUUAAUCAACUUUAUAGUAAAAAAGUAACAACUACAAUAAGUAAAUCAACACACGAAGAGAAUAUAAACUCAACUCUACUCGCUGAUUUAGUAGAAGCCGUUAUCUUCAGACACAGUGAUAAAUUCUCUACUACUGAAAGUACAAGUCUACAUUCACAAAUUGCUCCCAAUGUCAGCCCUAUUAAAAUACAAGCGGAGCUUGCUGAAAUCCAGGAAAAUACCGAAUUCACUGGUCAUUACUUUUUCCCAGAGGAUGAAGAAAAACAACCCGAAAGCACAGAAAUUUAUGAUGAUUUAGAAAACUCACAUAUAUCAGAAAUAUCAUUAGAAAUUGAUGAUUUAAAGAAAAAUAGAGAAACAAAAGAUUUUUUAGAAGAAAUUCUUGAACUGGACCUUGUGACAGAAAGUGGAAUAAUUAGUGAUCCACUUGUUUUGAAUAACAACAACGUGACUUUUAAUGUUAAAAUAGAAAAAAGUCAUCAUAAUUUUGAUUUAAGUAACUGUUCUAAUUAUAAUAAUCAGAAAAUUAAACGGAUUAAGAGGAGAUUACACGAUUGUGCGAUGGAAGAAGAUAAUCAUCAUAAUAUUUUCAUAAAAUAUAGCGAUUUGUUGAAAAAGCUAGCGGCUGACAUACGAAGUUUACGACUGAACGAAAAAUUUCACUGUGGUUCUACCAUAGUAAAUUCCAUGGAAAAAACAUUUUUCUGUUAUUAUUAUUUUAUUGUACUUUUAGGUACGCACUUUCUAUUUUAA